AUUGAAUUCCAUAUGAGGUGAUUGUGUUGUUGCGAGCCAAGCGACAACCCAUCACACACUCUCCCCCUUUGUACACGAAGAAAAGAAAUGAAAUGAAAUGAAAACGAUGCAGAUGAUGAUCUCAACAGCGUCCUGCGUUAUGCCUUCCUUCCCUUGUUCUAGGUAAUACACCGUGUAUGUGUUGGACAUCAACAAAUGUUAUUGUGGGAGUGAUGGUGGUUGUAGUCAAGCGACUACUUGUAUGACGAGGAGAGUGUUCUGCGUAUGGCUGGGCAUGAGACAACUUUGUCUUAGAAAAUAUCUCUUGUAUGGAUUUGUGGGCUUCUUUUUGAUGCCAUACAAAACCUUGCGUGGAAUUAGUCGAUCACUUAGAGUAUCUCAUUUAUGCAGCGUAACCAAUAUUUCCUCCACACUGCAAAUUGAAUCGGUGCCCUGUCUCAAGGACAACUAUGCGUAUCUUUUACAUGAUAUGGAUACUGGUACCGUGGGAGUCGUAGAUCCUUCUGAAGCUGUACCCAUUAUUCAUGCCCUGAGUAAGAAAAAUCGAAAUUUAACGUACAUACUAAAUACUCAUCAUCAUUAUGAUCAUACUGGUGGGAAUAUGGAGUUAAAAGCAAGGUAUGGUGCAAAGGUAAUUGGCUCGGGAAUAGACAGGGAUAGAAUUCCUGGCAUUGAUAUAGUUUUGAAUGAUGGGGACAAGUGGAUGUUUGCUGGCCACGAGGUGCUUGUAAUUGAAACUCCUGGUCAUACCCGAGGUCACAUUAGCUUCUACUCUCCAGGAUCAAGGGCAAUUUUUACUGGGGACACUUUGUUCAGCUUAUCAUGUGGCAAGCUUUUUGAAGGAACACCUGAGCAGAUGCAUUCUUCCCUCGGAAAGAUAAUAUCUUUACCAGAUGACACAAAUGUAUACUGUGGCCACAAAUAUACAUUGAGUAAUUCAAAGUUUGCACUGUCUAUAGAACCCAACAAUGAAGCGUUGCAAAGCUACGCUGCCCAAGUAGCUAAUCUCCGCAGUAAGGGCUUGCCGACGAUUCCAACUACACUAAAGAAAGAAAAGGCAUGCAAUCCAUUCCUUCGCACUUCAAGUAUGGAGAUCCGGCGGUUGUUAAAUAUUCCAGCCACAGCAAAUGAUGGAGAAGCCUUGGGUGUCAUCCGCCAAGCAAAGGAUAAUUUUUAGGAAUGACUAUAUUACCUAUAUUUGUUUGUGUAUGAGACAAAAUGAGUGUUUACAUUUGUGAAAUGUAACCUACACUGUUGGCCAUUUAAAAAAAUUUAAUAUAUCGUUGGAUGGCUAGUUCUUUUGUA
Cornus florida is the source of this 1305-nucleotide messenger RNA. Its product is annotated as probable hydroxyacylglutathione hydrolase 2, chloroplastic. The coding region runs from base 242 to 1177 and encodes 311 amino acids. Lineage: Eukaryota; Viridiplantae; Streptophyta; Magnoliopsida; Cornales; Cornaceae. The record is from RefSeq and is a predicted model, not a curated record. Gene Ontology annotation, molecular function: hydroxyacylglutathione hydrolase activity. The transcript is spliced from 9 exons.